CACAAUCCCAAUUAAACAAACAAAAAUGAGGAAAUCCAUCUCAAUAGCUUUUGUCAUUGCAAUCACCAUUUUCAUGUCACAUCUUAAUGUUUUUACAGUGUAUAGUUUAACACCGUGUGAAGAAGCAACAAAUCUUUUAACACCUUGUUUGAGGUACCUUUGGGCUCCACCAGAAGCUAAGCCAUCACCAGAAUGUUGCAGUGGCUUAGAUAAAGUGAAUAAAGGUGUUAAAACGUAUGAUGAUCGUCAUGAUAUGUGCAUCUGUUUGUCGAGUGAAGCAGCAAUCACUUCAGCCGAUCAAUACAAGUUUGAUAAUUUACCUAAAUUAUGUAAUGUUGCUUUAUUCGCACCUGUUGGUCCCAAAUUUGACUGUAGCACCAUUAAAGUUUAAGGUGAAGAAAAAAAAAAGGUAAAGUGAAGAAGAAGUAUAAAUAGUCUCAAUAUUGUAAGGUUUCGUUUGUUUAAUUUUGAUUAAUAAAAACAGAGAAGUUUAUUCUCAAUUAAAGACUUUGAGUUCUUGUUGUUAAGAUCCAUUAAUACUCAAAACAAAGAAAUCCGAGCAACGGGUUUUGUUAUGUGAAUCAAUAGAUCUCGGAAAACA
Arabidopsis thaliana (thale cress) is the source of this 601-nucleotide messenger RNA. Its product is annotated as Bifunctional inhibitor/lipid-transfer protein/seed storage 2S albumin superfamily protein. The transcript has 2 exons. Gene Ontology annotation, molecular function: lipid binding. The coding region runs from base 26 to 391 and encodes 121 amino acids. Lineage: Eukaryota; Viridiplantae; Streptophyta; Magnoliopsida; Brassicales; Brassicaceae. Gene Ontology annotation, biological process: lipid transport. The record is from RefSeq and is marked reviewed.